UUUUUGAGACAAAAUGUCAAGCUCUGUUUCAAAUUCGAGCGAUGAAUCCGAGAUUAACUAUCUUUUAUCGUGUAACUCGGAAAACGCAGAAAGCAGCGGCGUGCACCCAAUCAAGUCAGCAGAGGAAAAUCCAAAGUCCUCAUCGAAAACCGAAUUGGGGAGCAGCGACGUCGAUGUCGCCCUCCCAGAUUCGUCCAGAAGGAGCUCCGCUGUCGCGUUUUUAAAUUACAUGCGGGAAUGCAAGCGCCGGUUUGGAUCCAAGCACCUUGGGCAGGGGUUUGCAAAUGCCGCGACGAAACGUUGGAGGGCGAUGUCCCCAGAGCACCGAGCCCGGUACCGACGGUCCGAAUAUCGAUCUGCCAGAUCCAUAAAGCCAAGCAAGAGCAGCCUGCUUUGCAGUGAAGAGGAGACUUUAGACAGCACGGGAGCUCUUUCAGUGGUUCCUUCGGGUUUCUCCCUGGACAAGGACUGUGACAUGAAACGCAAAAGAAAGCGCAGCUGCGGCAAGUCUAAGCGAAAGAAGUCGGCUUGUGGCAAGCGCAGACGCAGGAAGUCCGCUUGCAAGAAACGCAAGAGCCGCAAGUCUAAGAAAAGCUGCUCGAAGCCACGCCGCCGCAAGUCCCGCAAGGCGAAGUGCAAGAAGGGUGGGGAUCCCCACUAAGGUGGUAUUGGACCAGAGAGAAAUUACUGUAAAUUCGCACAACGGGCGGGGAAACCUCCAACCUGUCUCGAUUUGGACCUGAAGAAGCGGCACCAGGGACAAAGUCGCGAGCGAUGAUCCGCGAUUCUCAACCUCUGUCGCUGCCCAGCCAAGAAAAGGAACUUCAAAGCUUGGAAGGCCCCAACCCAACUAUUCGUGACACAUCGACCUCUUACCACCCACCAAUAAAUGUAUGUUUUCUUUAAAUAACCUAA
Molecule: messenger RNA, 915 nt
Organism: Drosophila persimilis
Lineage: Eukaryota; Metazoa; Arthropoda; Insecta; Diptera; Drosophilidae
Product: histone-like protein 18C
Exons: 2
Coding region: 14-661 (215 amino acids)
Source: RefSeq, a predicted model, not a curated record